AUGAAGUUGCUUCUAGCAGUCACUAUCAUUGCUUGUGCGUCUGCAACCCAAUGGGUGCCAAUAGCUACCCCUCCAGAUGGCUUUGCUAUGGGUCCAACAACCACCAAUUAUACUCUUGAAGUAUUCUAUGAUCAUCUUUGUUCAGAUUCUGCAGCAGCAUGGCCAGGACUUUUCCAAUAUUGGCAGCAAAAUAAAGAUUGGCUACAGCUGGUCAUUCACAUCCACCCUCUCCCAUACCAUUAUUAUGCCUUUAUUGUUGGUGUAGCAGGAAGAUUUAUGAUAUGUUAAUAUUUUUGCUUGAUAAAAUGUCUCUAUAUAGAUUUUACCUUGAAAAUAAGCCGUUAACAGCUAAAAAAUUUUUUUUUAUAAAAAAUUUCAACAUAAUAAAGUAUUUUCAGAUAAAUUAUUCAUAGAAAAUCAACAAAACCGAUUUAUUCAACUAAACUACCCACAAAACUUCACUGAUUUUGUAACCUGGAUGUUUGUCCACCAAGACAAGUACCUUGACACUGCCCUCUACUGGAACCUUGCCACAAUUAAAAGCAACCUCGCUACAGAUACCCAAACCGCCACAGGUGCUCCAUUUGGUCAAGUUGCCAACGCCUUAAACAACAAUGCUUACUAUUACGAUCUUGGAGUCUCAACCACUUAUGCAUUCACAAGAGGUAUCACUGGAACUCCUCAGUACUUAAUCAAUGGAAUUUGGUCCCCUGACGCAACAACCUGUGAAACUCCUGGUGACUGGACCAACCUUUUCCAAGCCAUUAAAAGUUAA
Molecule: messenger RNA, 775 nt
Organism: Blepharisma stoltei
Lineage: Eukaryota; Ciliophora; Heterotrichea; Heterotrichida; Blepharismidae
Source: the annotation of a GenBank genome assembly